This is a messenger RNA of Pantherophis guttatus, 820 nucleotides long. Lineage: Eukaryota; Metazoa; Chordata; Lepidosauria; Squamata; Colubridae. The record is from RefSeq and is a predicted model, not a curated record.
GGAGCCACAACAAUGAAGGCAUUAGUGCUCACCCUCCUCUUCCUCCUCAUGGCACCCAGUGAACCCAAAAUAUUUUCCAGAUGUGAACUGGCUUCAAUUCUGAAACAACAUAGCCUGGAUACAUAUAUCACCUUGGACAUGUGGAUAUGUAUAAGUUAUUAUGCAAGCAAGUACAACACCCAAGCUGUGAAUAAGCAAAAGAAUUAUCGCAGUAGAUACUAUGGAAUUUUCCAGAUUCGUAGCGAUUGGUGGUGCAGAGAUAACCAUGAGGGUCUGGAUAAUUUAUGUGGUAAACCUUGCAGUGCUUUCACAGAUGAUGACAUCACAGAUGAUAUUGCUUGUGCUAAAAUAAUUAUGGCUAAUCACGCACCGUUGUAUAAAUGGUGGCCCUGGGUGGAGAAUUGCGGAGGACCAAAUAUGUCAAACUGGAGCAGCGGCUGCAAGCUCUGAGAUUGAUGCUCCUGCAUAUCUCUCCCUCCUCCUGUGAUGAAAAUGAUAUUAUUCCUUAUAUAAACACAUUGAACAACUUGAUUCCAUUCUUGUCCCCCACACGUUGGGAAGAAUGAAUGGGUGGGAGCAGGGCCGGAUUUAGAUGAAAAGAGGCCCUAGGCUAUUCCACUUAUAAGGCCCUUUCACCUAUAGUGAAAGUGUAAUUUUAAUUUUGCUAACAAUUUGAAUGUAGGCCCCUCUUGAUCUUGAGGCCCUAGGCUGAAGCCUAGUUAGCCUAUAGGAAAAUCCGGCCCUGGGUGGGAGAGAGGGAAAGUCUUUGCUUUUUAAAAUAUUCAAAAAUUGUUUCAAUAAAAUGAGUAUUGUGCAUUAA